AUGUUGCAACCUUCAGACAAAUUUACAGGAUCACGAGCAGCUUAUGUGCCUAGUGCCAGAAGUGCACGUGGUGUUUACCGAGCAUCUUAUGCUCGACCAUCUUAUGCUCGACCAUCACGGCCUGGUUAUGGUUAUCGACCAAGAUUACCACCACCAGUAGUACCAGCUGGACGAGCACCAGGAGGUGCUGGUCUUCUUGCUGCUAUUCUUGGACCUAUUGGUGGUCUUACCGGAUGUUUAUGCUGUUUGAAUACAAUCGGUAUUUGGGGUCUUUUCAUCACAGCUAUUCCAUUGACUGUCUUUAUCAGCAAAUGGUUAAGUGCUUUUAAAAGUCGAAAUAACUUAAACGGUGCCGGCGAACUUCUUGCUCCUCAAUUUCUUCUUCUAGUAUUGCUCGUAUGUUCGUUCUUAUUCACGUUCAUGCGUCGCUCAUAA
Molecule: messenger RNA, 435 nt
Organism: Rotaria socialis
Lineage: Eukaryota; Metazoa; Rotifera; Eurotatoria; Philodinida; Philodinidae
Source: the annotation of a GenBank genome assembly